Molecule: messenger RNA, 474 nt
Organism: Acanthamoeba castellanii str. Neff
Lineage: Eukaryota; Discosea; Longamoebia; Acanthamoebidae
Exons: 4
Coding region: 1-474 (157 amino acids)
Source: RefSeq, a predicted model, not a curated record
AUGGUGGAGGCCCAGCGCGGCCCGCUGCGAGGCACCAUCACGCGGCUGGUUCCCGCAUCGGCUCCCCUCAUGUGCCAGGACUCAAUUCGAGCUCUGGGCACCGACCUGCAAGCAAACGCCUCCUACGAAAUCGAUUGGCAGACGAGCGUGUUGUUCUGCAAGUGGGUCAACUCGACCGAGCUGGCGUGUCCACAGGCGCCCCUCACCAGCCCGGGCGCUGUGUCCAUCGUCAUCAAGAUCGGACCCAACAUCAUCAGCCCCGCCAACCUCACCUUCCUCUUCUACCAGCCGCCGCAGCUGCAGAGCCUGGACCCGCCGUCGGGCAGAGUGGCCGGAGGCUACGACGUGCGCAUCUGGGGAUACGACUUCUUCCCAAACCCCGAAGACGUGCUUGUGGAGGGCCAGGGAACGCCGAGCGAGGAGUCGGCGCUGUUGGCAGCGUCGGGCAAGCUCGACCUGCACACCAUCAACUAA